This is a messenger RNA of Daucus carota subsp. sativus, 390 nucleotides long. RefSeq names its product deoxymugineic acid synthase 1. Lineage: Eukaryota; Viridiplantae; Streptophyta; Magnoliopsida; Apiales; Apiaceae. The record is from RefSeq and is a predicted model, not a curated record. The coding region runs from base 1 to 390 and encodes 129 amino acids. Gene Ontology annotation, molecular function: aldose reductase (NADPH) activity. The transcript has 2 exons. Gene Ontology annotation, cellular component: cytosol.
AUGGAUGACCAUAAUCCAUGGGCAGAUCAGCCGCAAAACGUCAAGCCGGAGAAUGUAAAGCACGGCGAGGGAGGAUCGAAGAAAUUGACAAGAAAAAUGAGUGAAAAUUUCGAGAAAACCAAAGCUGCGGCGUCGAAUGGGAUGACGAAAGUGGAGAUGAACCCGGUAUGGCAACAAGUUAUACUACGGGAAUUCUGCAAGGCCAAGGGAAUCAUGAUCUCUAUUUACUCUCCUCUAGCAGCAGGGGGAGCCAUACGGGGAACCCGGAAAGUUUUGGACUCUGAGGUUCUCAAGGAAAUUGCAGAGUCCAAAGGAAAAUCUGUAGCUCAGGUGGCCUUGAGAUGGGCUCAUGAGCAAGGAGUUGUUAUCAUUACCAAGAGCUUUAACUAA